AUGGCUCCUCCGAAACCUCAACUCAUGCCCGAGCAUACUGUCGACCGUACGCCCGAAUAUGAAAAGUUUAUCGAAGAACUGCGUGCCUUCCACGAGAAGCGCGGCACCAACUUCGACCCCGAACCCAAGAUGGGCAACCUGACAGUCGACCUGCUCAAGCUAUUCAAGCACAUUGUCGAACAUGGCGGAUACGAUAAGGUCUCGGACGAAAAGCUCAUGUGGCGGAAAAUGUGCGAGGGUCUGGGUCUCAUGAGGCACAAUGCGCCUGCCGAUGCUUAUACGUUGAAACAAAUAUUCUACAAGAACUUGGCCGCCUACGAGAUCAAGACGGUCCACAAUAAGGAACCCCCUCCACCCGAGAUUCUCGAGUUUACUACUGCAAAAGGAGGCUCGCUCUUAACUAGAACCCUUGAGAACUUUACCGCCAGGAGCUUGAAAGGCGACAAGGAAGAUUCCGGUGACGACGGCACUCCGAGUAGGGAGCGGAGUACUGUUGACACUCCCAACUCGGCUCGCGCGUCCCGGGGUCUCAGAGAAGCGCCUGCACCGAGGGUGAUUUUCCAUCCAGACACAAACUCAACGCGGCAAACACGACAUGCCGGUUCUGCGCAACAACAACCCGCAGCCAAUCCUUCCUCCAACUCCAACUCACAAAACAGCCAACAACCCCCGUCGCAUUCGCAAUCUCAUUCUAGUACCCCCAUACCCUCCCACGGCCCGCCUCACGCCCACCAAAACCGAGGAAGCGCGUCAGUUAUGUACAACCCAGGUCCCGACCACAGUCACCACCUGGUGCAGAGUUUCCAACCUCCGCCUUUGCAGCCGCUGCAGCUGCGUAUCGUCGAUACGCCUACGAGCAAUCCCGAGUUAUUCAACAAGAGGCGGCGCCUUCUGAGGCAACCUGGCACGUCCAGUACUUCGGCACUGGUACGCGCCGCCCUCCCUCCAGGUAGCCUCGAUGGCCCGAAUAUUUACGAGCGCUGUCUCCUAGCUCUCCGAUCCGGGAUCCGUGCUGAGCAGGCCUUUGGACUCAACCACUUGGUCAAGAUUUCGUUCGAGCGCGGUGACAAGUACAAGUUUGCACAAUUUAGUGGAUUGGCCGAAGGCUUGACCGAGUUUGCUCUGGGCGUUGGCAGCUUAUUCUACAACGUUGAAUGGAUCAUAUCAAACGACCCCGAUGCCGACGACGGCGACAUUGGUGAGCUCGAUGGUAUCAACGGUACCCUUGAUAUCCUAGAGCGCAUCGCACAGCUCAAGCCCAAGGAUGUACAAGACAACUUCCAGCCUUCAGAGUUCACCGACCACAUGACACUCGUCACCGAAGCCGUCCUGACCAUUCGGAAUAUGGUCAUGCUGCCGGACAACGCUUGGUUCAUGGCGGAUUACGCACCGAUUAAAGACCUAUUAUGCAUUCUUCUUCACCUCCCCGACAUGGAUCUCACCGUGGAGCUCAAGCAUUUUGCGCUGGACAUCGCCGAACAAAUUACACCCAACUUGGUGCUGGAAUCCGACGAUCCCUUGUAUCAAACCCUGCUUGGCCAGCUUAAGUCUAACGAUCGCGGCACGAUUCUCACCGCUUUGCGAGCUAUUGGUCGUAUCUCGAUGAACCACGCCACGGAAACUAACAAGCUUCACGAUGUCCCGGUCUCUGUCCUACAGAAUCUUAUGGACUGGCUUCUGCUCAACGACGACGAGCUGGUUGAUGCCUGCCUCGACUUCUUAUACCAGUAUACUGCUGUUGUCCCCAAUUUGGAUACGCUGAUCAAGGGUACGAACGUGGAGCACCUAGUCAUCCACCUGGUCCGGUUGUUGUCCCACGGUGCUAAGCGCUACCACAAGGAUAUCGUAGUAAGCGAGGCUCGGAUCGUGUAUGACCCGCCUUCCGAGCAGGUCGUGUCGAUUCCUCCUGACCUUCUCGAGCGGCUGUUAACCAUGGAAGAACCAGAGCGCACACAUCAGUGGGUGCGAUGCACAUUCGAGGAAGAUCCCGAUGCGCAGGUGACCCAGAUAGCUAUCUGGCAAGCCUACAACGCGGCGUUCCUCGAGCCACUAAAACGCACUGGACGAAGCAUGAUAAACGCAGCCGAGUUCAUCAGAAACAUCAGUUCCGUGUACCAUACCGCUGGGAAUCCGGCCUCGUGCUUUCCCAUCAGUCCCGAAAACCGUGGCUACCUGGGCUGUCAGUGGACACGGCAGCCCACCAGCGACGAGCAGCAGCAACAACAACAACAGCACCAACAUAUGGUGUGCGGCGCCUGGCACCUAACCACCGAGUCGAUGUGGAACCACAUUCUCACGCAACACCUCGGCGAAGCCCCCGGCACCGACAACAAGUUCUCCAACAAAGAAGGCACCUACUCCUGCCACUGGGACAGCUGCCGCAGGUACCCGACGCCCACCAAGCUCAACUUGAUGCAGUUGAUGAUGCACAUCAAGACCCACCUCAAGGCUGAGGAAGCUCGUCACAACGCGCUUUAUCCAGCGCUUCAACCACCCCCUACUCCUGCGGCUGGCGGACCCGGCGGCGCGACAGAGCCGUUCCCCGGUGGUCCUGCUAGUGGUAUGACCACUCCCGGCGGCGGUCCUGUUCAGGUAGCGCCUUCGCCUAAGAGAUCCAAGACGCGCGUGAUCAAGCCGGCCAGCACCAUCUCAUUGACGUUUGAAGAGACGGCCAGCGUACGGGAUGAGAGAAACCCGAACGUGCCGCCGCAGGCGGCGGGGAUCCCGCUAAGUGCGGUGCUGAUUCUGAGGAAUAUCGCCAGGAACGUCGUUAAGACCGAUGCCGAGGAGCGGUUGAGGAAGCAGAGUCGCAAGCGGUUGGGUGAUGGACAGGAGGAGGAUGAUAAUGAUGAGGCUAAGGAGGAGGAGGAGGAGGAGGGAGCGUUGGUGGUGGUAUCAACAGUACCAUCAUACCCUGGACUGGUGGUGUCGGCGGACGCAGGAUGGAACGAAAGGCUGUUCCGGCCUGUGAUGCCGAGGCUCUGGGAGGUAUUCUGCGAGAACAGGCUGUUGGCGCCGUACAUCACUAGCUUGUUCAAGCUGCUGGAGCCGGUUGAGUAG
This is a messenger RNA of Sordaria macrospora k-hell, 3060 nucleotides long. The record is from RefSeq and is a predicted model, not a curated record. NCBI's taxonomy places the organism in Eukaryota, Fungi, Ascomycota, Sordariomycetes, Sordariales, Sordariaceae.